ACACACACACGCUGCCUUUUGCUGUAUGCCCGCGACUAGGAUGCCCAUUUGACUGUGGCUUUUAAGAACUGGGGAUUUAUUUUUAUUUUUUGGGGGUGGGGAGGUGAUGUUUAAUCUACUCUGCACACGUAUAGUCAGGUCUGAUAUCAAGGAAUAAAACCCUUCAGGAAUACCACACUCCUGUGGCACAUCCUACAGGCUUCACUAACCCGAGUAAUCCCCAGGUGGGCUACUUGGAUGGCUGGAGUUUGUGGAGCCAGGCUGGACUGGCGUGUAGGCAUCCGCAUCGUUACAGUUCGGUCGUGUUUAAAGGAAGGCUUGCAAGGGAAUGGCUUUUGCUGCAUGUCUGACAGAGAAUAAGGGAUGCAUCCUGCCAGCCUCUGGAACAGUGAGUCCGUGUGAGUCAAUGGAGAGCCUGUGAGACUGACCAGACUGGCAUACUGAAGGCCUCUGUUCCCAAAACCGCUGUCACCUGGGGAGCAGCAUGGCACCAUAACUGUAUUUCAGUUAGCUGAAUCAUGGAUUUCAAUUCAAGUCUUGGCUUCCUUCAGGGAAACAAAGCCCCAUGAAGAAACUCAUCUGAAGACAAUGGUGCUGUGACAGUCAACACCAUCUUUCUAAUUGGAACUAUGGAAAUUGUAGAGGGCUGCCGGCAUUCUCACCCUCAGCUGGUGUCCAAUGGAUACAUGAAAAAGGUUUUUCAAGCAAAUCCAGAGAGGAGCACUGAAGUAUUAAAGAUUUGUGAUAUUGAGCCAUGCAACUUUAGUGGCAGCAACCAAAAUGAAAAGGAAGAGGCAGCCAGGUAUAAAAAGAAAACCAAGGGCAGCCGGAUAUGGAAUUUUGUUAGUCGAAAAAAAGGUUCCUCCAUGCAUAACAAAAGGCCCCAGUCCAUGAUCUUGUUAGGAGAUACCUCAGAGACCUUAGAGGAAAAACACAAGCUGUCUUUUAUGGAGAGGGUUAGGUCCUUUAAAAAACUGAGAUCUUCCAGUAUGUCUAAGAAUGUGGAUUUGAGAGCAUCCAAAGCAAAGGUUGCCUGCAUUCCUGAAGAGGACCAACUAGACAAUGGGCAAAGAGCAAUCUACAGGACUAAGAAACUGUCUGACAGUCAGAGGCCUUUCCGUCAUUCAUAUGCAGGGUACAUUGAGGAUUUGGAUUCUUCUUUUGAAGACGUAGAGUUAAACAUCAGCAUUCCAGAAAUCAAUGCCAAUGAAAAUAAAUGGCUCAGGGAUAUCAGUGUCAGAAUACACGGUGAAGAUAAUGACAAUAACUGCCAUAAGAUGAGGUCUAGAAGGAGCGAGUCUCUGAAUUUUGAAAACUUUAAGAGUUCUGUGAUUACAGAAGGGGACAAUCAAAAGAGGUGUCUUAUGCUCCCACAGGAAAGCAGAAAAGGAAAAAGCUCUGAUGUCUGGAACUAUCUGAAAGGAAUUUCAUUAACUAGCAGAGAUAAUUCAAAGCUACUAGAUCAAAGGGUUGAAACCAAUUUCCAGAACUUAGAAAAUAUAACUGAUAAUUCUACUUCUCAUUUUGACUUUGAUAUGAGAUGUGAGCAGAAUCUUAGCCAGCCUAAAAAAUCAAACAAUUCAAUGAAAGCGGGUCAUUUCGGUGGCGUCCUAAAGUUCUUUAACAGCAUGGCUGAUGCUGCUAGAAAGUGGCGAGCCUCUUCAAGGCCAUUUUCCCAGGAGGAGAAAGGCUCUCAGUCAAAUUUCAGAAGCCAGAGGCAGGACGCCUCCUCCCACAACGAGUCUUUGGUUUUUGAGAAUGAAAAUGCCAGGGAAUUCUCUUCAACAGGAAUACCUUUAUGGUCUGCAGAUGCUGAGGUCUGGGAUCAUCAUAAUUCUGAAAGUUCAACACAGAAAGAGCUACCCCAGUUGGAUGUAAAUGCAGAAGUAUCCCAAGACGUUAGCUGCUCUGCUCCAGGCAGUCAGAAUAAUAGUUUUACUGAAAUAUCCCUCUCUCACCUUGGGCCAGUUCCACCUACCUCCCCCUUGCCUGAACUUAUGGAUGACUGUUGUACCUCACUCAACAUGCAAGGCCCAUCUAUGCCUCUGGCUAAAUUAGAUGCUAAGGGCCUGGGCAGCCCUCCAGCAGAUGUUCAAGAUCCUUGCCAUAAAAACGUAGACACCCAGGAUUUGGGAAAUAUUGAGGUAUGCUUGAAAGACUUGUCUGAAACUGUCCUGGAUGCCCAGGAAUUAAGCAGUGCUUCAGAGGAUGCCUGGGAGCCAAGUGAUCAUGAUGAUUCUCUAGUGCCAAGUGAUAAUGAAGUUGCCUUGGGGCUGAUCAGUGAUGAGGAUGUCUAUGAGCCAAGUAGUGUUCCAGAUGAUGUGCAGGAUCUUUCCAAGAGUAAUCUGGAUGCUCAAGACCUGGGCAGUGCUAUGUGGGAUCUCUCGACAUCUACUCUUUUAAAAUAUGGAAAAGGCAAUGAGCAAGCGGUAGAACCAGAGGACACCCCUACCAGAGAGCAUGAAACAGUUUCAGCUGGAGAACAAAAUUCCAUUGAGGGACCAGACAGAGUGGACCACUUUGAGUGCAAUGAAACGUGCCAUCAGCUCAAACUGAACCUUUGUACAAUUGUCUCCUUUGGUGAACUCAAUAAUGGAAAGCCUCUGUGUCAUCCUCUUCAUCCCUCACCACAAGCACCUCCUUUUAAAAUCUUGUUGGACAGAUGUCGCUCCUUACCCCUUUCCCAGAGCAUACCUAUGGGGUUGGAUCAACUGGGCUGGAGGCGACGUCUGUUACUGAGCACUGGUGCUGAGAACGACCUGGGUUCAAAGACUCUGGAGGUGCGCAGAGACUGCAGGAAUGGCGGAAGGAGAUGGAAGCCCCUGAAGCCUGGAGCUGAGCAGCUGCUAGUCGAUAAACUCUGCGAGAUCAGAAUUCAAGGCCUGGCUCACCGGGUGUGCCUGCGGUUACAGCACAUUAAUUCUCUACACCCAGGAGUUCAGAUAUUCAAGUAA
This is a messenger RNA of Alligator sinensis (Chinese alligator), 2954 nucleotides long. RefSeq lists its product as uncharacterized. Bases 630 to 2954 code for a protein of 774 amino acids. NCBI's taxonomy places the organism in Eukaryota, Metazoa, Chordata, Crocodylia, Alligatoridae. The record is from RefSeq and is a predicted model, not a curated record. The transcript has 6 exons.